AUCAUGCCUGAACCAGCCAAAUCCGCCCCGAAGAAGGGAUCCAAGAAGGCCGUCACAAAGACCGCCGGUAAGGGAGGAAAGAAGCGUAGAAAGUCCAGGAAGGAGAGUUACGCUAUCUACGUGUAUAAAGUCCUGAAACAGGUUCAUCCUGACACCGGGAUCUCUUCCAAGGCGAUGGGAAUCAUGAACUCUUUCGUCAACGACAUCUUCGAGCGCAUCGGCGGUGAAGCGUCUCGUCUCGCUCACUACAACAAGCGCUCCACCAUCACAUCGAGAGAGAUCCAGACCGCCGUGCGUCUGCUGCUGCCCGGUGAACUGGCCAAACACGCCGUGUCUGAGGGCACAAAGGCCGUCACCAAAUACACCAGCUCCAAGUAGAAGAACAUCCGGUUUCUCAACCAACACAAAGGCUCUUUUAAGAGCCACAAAUGUUCUCAUCUAAAGAGUCUCUGUGUGUGCAAACUAAGAUUAUAAACUAAAAUGUUUGCCUGAUUGUGAAAUGAUUAAUCAGAAAUUGUUCUGUAUUUGUGGAAGUGGCGUUUCUAGACUGCAGAAACUG
This is a messenger RNA of Xyrauchen texanus (razorback sucker), 559 nucleotides long. Its product is annotated as histone H2B-like. Gene Ontology annotation, molecular function: structural constituent of chromatin; protein heterodimerization activity; DNA binding. NCBI's taxonomy places the organism in Eukaryota, Metazoa, Chordata, Actinopteri, Cypriniformes, Catostomidae. Gene Ontology annotation, cellular component: nucleosome. The transcript has a single exon. Bases 4 to 378 code for a protein of 124 amino acids. The record is from RefSeq and is a predicted model, not a curated record.